Messenger RNA from Eremothecium cymbalariae DBVPG#7215, 966 nucleotides. It is a transcript of the gene MRM2, whose product is annotated as 21S rRNA (uridine2791-2'-O) methyltransferase. Lineage: Eukaryota; Fungi; Ascomycota; Saccharomycetes; Saccharomycetales; Saccharomycetaceae. The record is from RefSeq and is a predicted model, not a curated record. Gene Ontology annotation, biological process: RNA methylation. Gene Ontology annotation, molecular function: rRNA (uridine-2'-O-ribose)-methyltransferase activity. Gene Ontology annotation, cellular component: mitochondrion. The transcript has a single exon. The coding region runs from base 1 to 966 and encodes 321 amino acids.
AUGGAAUGGAUAGGGCGUGUGGGAUGUGUUGAACUUGUUCCUAUGCUGAGCAGGGUGUUUCGGAAGCGGUGGGUGGUUGGGGUGGAUGUGGGGAGGCGUUUCAAUUCGUCUUCUAACCGAUGGGUUAAUAGGCAGCAGAAUGAUUUCUAUACGAAAGAGGCUAAGGUACAGAAUUUGCGGUCUCGUGCAGCUUUCAAGUUAAUUGAACUUGAUGAUAAGUUUCACAUAUUUAAGAAGAAUUGUUCGCAGCGAGUGUUAGACCUUGGGUUUGCACCUGGGGCGUGGUCGCAGGUAGCGUACGAUAGAACUCUGCCUAAUGGCAAGGUGUUAGGUGUCGACAUACUUCCAUGCAGGCCUCCCAAAGGCGUUAGUUCGCUUCAAGCCAAUAUACUUUCUAGAAAGACGCAUGAGUUGAUAAGGCUAUACUUUUCGCAAUCUUUCAAGUUUAACAGACAUGAUAAUUUAGACAAGAAUUAUGGGUACUUCCAGCAUAUGCUUGAAGAGGAGCUUUCUAGGUCAAAAAAUAGUUAUGAAUAUAAGGAUACGGCCCUGGAGUCUGAAAGCCCAACCGUAGCAGAAUAUCCAUUGGAUGUUAUCAUCAGCGAUAUGUAUGAACCCUGGCCCCAAACUACUGGUUAUUGGAACAAUUUUACUAAUGUUGCAUAUUACAGGAUGGCGAAUACCACAGGUUUAGUUAUUAAGGACCACUAUAUGUCAAUGGAUCUUUGUGAUGCAGCUUUACUUUGUGCAAUUGGAUUACUGCGUCCUGGUGGCUCUUUUAUUUGUAAGUUAUAUACUGGUAAAGAGGACAUACUAUUGGAGAAUCGGAUGAAACAGGUUUUCAAAAAGGUUCGUCGGUCCAAACCAAAAGCCUCACAUAAAGACUCCAAGGAAUUAUACUUUGUGGGUCUUGAUAAGAGAGAAAAUGUUGAUAGGUUUGAGGUCUUUACAUCACCCUCUGAGUGA